AUGAAGGUCCGGCUACAUUGUGUGUUAUCCUUACUUUUUGUUUCAGCUGCCUCUGUUCUGUGCAUCAGCCCCGAAGAGCUCCAGGAGGCCCUCACCUCCCACUGUGUGGUCACCCGGGGCGAGACCAUCAUCCGUGCCAACACUGUAGACAGGGCUGCGGACGUUCGAGACGCCAUGUCCAAAGCCCUGUACGGGAGGCUCUUCAGCUGGAUUGUGAAUCGCAUUAAUACACUCCUGCAGCCAGACAAAAACAUAUGUAGUGCAGGAGAUGGAAUGAAUGUGGGGAUCUUGGAUAUCUUUGGAUUUGAGAAUUUUCAGAGAAAUUCGUUUGAGCAGCUCUGCAUAAACAUCGCCAAUGAGCAAAUCCAGUACUAUUUCAAUCAGCACGUUUUUGCUCUUGAGCAGAUGGAAUAUCAGAAUGAAGGCAUUGAUGCUAUACCCGUGGAAUAUCAGGACAACCGCCCGCUCUUGGACAUGUUCCUUCAGAAACCCCUGGGACUACUUGCACUUUUGGAUGAGGAAAGUCGGUUUCCCCAAGCAACUGACCAGACCCUGGUUGAUAAAUUUGAAGAUAAUCUACGAUGCAAAUACUUCUGGAGGCCCAAAGGAGUGGAACUGUGCUUUGGCAUUCAGCAUUAUGCUGGAAAGGUAUUAUAUGAUGCUUCUGGGGUUCUUGAGAAAAAUAGAGACACUCUCCCUGCCGAUGUGGUUGUGGUCCUGAGAACGUCAGAAAACAAGCUUCUUCAGCAGCUCUUCUCAAUCCCUCUGACAAAAACAGGUAAUUUGGCCCAGACAAGAGCUAGGAUAACAGUGGCCUCAAGAUCUUUGCCUCCACAUUUCAGUGCUGGAAAAGCCAAGGUGGACACUCUGGAGGUGAUGCGGCAUCCGGAAGAAACCACCAACAUGAAGAGGCAAACUGUGGCUUCUUACUUCCGGUAUUCUCUGAUGGACCUGCUCUCCAAAAUGGUGGUUGGACAGCCCCACUUUGUGCGCUGCAUUAAACCCAAUGAUGACCGAGAGGCCCUGCAGUUCUCUCGAGAGAGGGUGCUGGCCCAGCUCCGCUCCACAGGGAUUCUGGAGACAGUCAGCAUCCGCCGCCAGGGCUAUUCCCACCGCAUCCUCUUUGAAGAAUUUGUGAAAAGGUAUUAUUACUUGGCAUUCAGAGCACAUCAAACACCUCUUGCUAGCAAAGAGAGCUGUGUGGCUAUCUUGGAAAAGUCCAGAUUAGAUCACUGGGUGCUGGGAAAAACAAAGGUUUUUCUCAAAUAUUACCAUGUUGAGCAAUUAAAUUGGCUACUUCGAGAAGUCAUAGGCAGAGUGGUUGUGCUACAGGCAUAUACAAAGGGGUGGCUUGGAGCCAGGAGAUACAAAAGAGUCAGAGAGAAGAGAGAGAAGGGAGCCAUUGCCAUCCAGUCAGCCUGGAGAGGAUAUGAUGCUCGGAGGAAAUUUAAGAAAAUAAGCAACAGAAGGAAUGAGUCUGCUGCUCAUAAUCAAGCAGGGGACACUUCAAACCAAAGCAGUGGGCCACAUUCCCCCGUCGCAGCAGCUACCAGGGGAAGUGCCAAGGUUCAAGACUACGGCGAGCCUGGUGACCAUAAAGUUCUCAGGGGCUCGGUAGAUCGUAGAAGCCAUUCGCAAGCAGGAUCCAACAAUGGCCAUGCACAGACUUCAAGCAACUCUCCUGCUGUCACAGAGAAAAAUGGGCAUUCACAAGCCCAGAGUUCUCCAAAAGGGUGCGAUGUCUUCGCAGGACAUGCAAACAAGCACUCGGUUUCUGGGACUGAUUUGCUGUCUUCUCGGAUAUGCCAUCCUGCUCCAGAUCACCAAGGAUUGAGUCUCUGGGGAGCCCCUCAAAAGCCUGGUUCAGAAAAUGGUCUCGCACAGAAGCAUCGAACACCUCGCCGACGAUGUCAGCAGCCCAAAAUGCUGAGUAGCCCUGAGGACACCAUGUACUAUAACCAGUUAAAUGGAACUCUAGAAUAUCAAGGGAGCAAGAGGAAGCCAAGAAAACUUGGCCAAAUCAAAGUACUUGAUGGGGAAGAUGAAUAUUACAAAUCUCUGUCACCAGUGGACUGUAUCCCUGAGGAGAACAACUCAGCCCACCCUUCCUUUUGUUCUUCAUCCUCAAAAGGAGACUCUUUUGCUCAACAUUGAAUUGUACUUCCUAACCCCAAAUCUGUCCAGAGUAGGAACAUUCAUGGUAAUCGACUGUCUGUCAUUGCGUAAGAAAGCACUGAUGUGGGGUCAGCUUCUUUGGACAUAUGGUCCAUGCCUGAACCUUACUGAACAACUUGCAGAUUCCAAAACAUCUUAUCCUAUCUCUACCACUCUCCCACAUCUGUUGCGCAGCCUGAGCUGGGCGCUCCCUUCCUUUCUCAUCCCAUGGGGCCCUGUGGGACACUGAGAACACCUUUACAACAGUAUAAACAGUCAUUCAUGCCCCCAGUGUCUAGGAAGAUAACAGUCUCACCCCAGUCGAAUCAUGGACACUGAUAGUAUUUCUUGAUUUUUCCUAUCAAGUUACUUUUCAAUCCAUUCAGAAUCUGCCCCAGUGGAGACCCAGGAGUUCCUUUCCUGCACUGUUCUCCACCCUCCCUUGUUUGCUGGGCUUUUCUAUCACUCCCACCUCCCCCAGAGUCAGGGCUCCAUUGCUGAGUGCCCCAUCCUGGAGGAUUGGCCCCAAGAUCUCCUAGAACAGGAUAAUUGCCUGUGUUUAGGCAGAUAGGCCUAAAUCUUUCAGAUUCUUUCUACAAGGCAAAUAACCCCUCUCUUGUUAAUUAUUAUGCUGAGAAAGACUCUGUCUCUUUAUUUCACCUCGCCAGGACCCCCACACUACUUUAGUAAUGAAAAGAAAGGAAUGAGAGGGAAAGUCCAGGUCACUUUAUUCUGUAACUCUCCAUUCAUUGGUGAAAUAACUCCAUGAGGCUAUCAGUGGCUACAGUGGAAGGACCUGAUCUUGUCCAUCUUUGUGUGCACAGAGCCUAGCACAGGGCCUGGUAGAGGGGAUAUCUAGUGAAUGUAGAAUACAUGGAGAAACUUAACUAAGUUACACAAGCGUAUCUGACAGGAAUGUUACUUUCAAUUGUAUGUUACAUAUCAUUAGUCACUUUUCGUACACUAUAACCUCUGAUUUUUCACUCAAGUUUGGGCUAAUUCUAUUGUAAUGAUGUUAGAUAAUAUAAUACUCAAUAUGAUUCAAUAUGAUAAACUUUUUUGAGCACCUACUUUAUAUAAAACGUGACAAAUUGCUGUGUGAUGUAAUCAAAAACAAAGAAGCCCUAUAAGACUAUUUCUCUAGAACAGAUGUUCUUAAUUUUUUCUUACUCUAAAAUAUGUGGUAGAUAGUAUGCAAGAAAAGCCGGGUGCAGUGGCUCAGGCCUGUAAUCCCAGCACUUUGGGAGGCCAAGAUGGGUGGAUCGUGGGUCAGGAGUUUGAGACCAGCCUGACCAACAUGGUGAAGCCCCGUCUCUACUAAAAAGAAAAAAAAAUACAAAAAUUAGCCCGGCAUGGUGGCACGUGCCUGUAAUCCCAGCUACUCAGGAGGCUGAUGCAGGAGAAUCACUUGAACCCGGGAGGCAGAGGUUGCAGUAAGCUGAGAGCGCACCACUGCACUCCAGCCUGGGUGACAGGGCAAGACUCUGUUUCAAAAAAAAAAAAAAAGAUAGUAUGCAAGA
Molecule: messenger RNA, 3674 nt
Organism: Symphalangus syndactylus (siamang)
Lineage: Eukaryota; Metazoa; Chordata; Mammalia; Primates; Hylobatidae
Gene: MYO3B
Product: myosin IIIB
Biological process (GO): peptidyl-serine phosphorylation; positive regulation of filopodium assembly; sensory perception of sound
Cellular component (GO): myosin complex; filopodium tip; photoreceptor inner segment
Molecular function (GO): microfilament motor activity; protein serine/threonine kinase activity; ATP binding
Source: RefSeq, a predicted model, not a curated record